AUGCAAGCGACCUCUUCCUAUGCUCCUGCCCCUAGCCCUAUAGUUUCAGUGACUGCUUUGGGGCAAAGUCUUCUUUUGGUGGCUGCUCAUGAAGAUAAGACAAAGCUUGCUUUGGCUGAAACCGGAAAGGCCCUCAAACAAUCCCGUACUUCUGGCUCUAGCCCGCUUCACUGCAUGAAACAAACGGAUAGGUUAGACCUCUUGCAUUUCUUCCCUAGAGACCUAACAACCUAUUUGCGAGAUGAGUUCGUUACUCAGCAAGUUGAAACCAAGAAUGGAUUUCAAAGGGGAAGGCUCGGAAGACAGAUUGAACUCCUUUCUUACGACGAGAGCCCUUCAAUCAAUCGGCAAUCAGAUAGGCUUCAUCUUAGAUGGUGUGGCCUUCCAGGUCAGAUCGCAACCAAGGCCUUCACAUUAGAAGGGGAGGGGUUUAUCGGUGAAUUCCAGUCUUUGACUAAGCCUUCUUCCCGCUCUACUGGAAACUUUCCAAUAUGCUUCGAGUGUCUAAAAUAUAAAUAUAAGAAAAGAGGCAGAGGAAAUCUAGAUUUCGAUGGAAGCCAAUUCAACCGCUUUGCCCCUAUUCUUUAUCUCUCUAAAGUAAAGGUAAAAAGGCGAAAUUCAUAUUCUAAUUAUAGAAGUCGUGUUCCUGAUUGUCUUACUGCGGAGAUGCCUCUUCAGUCUAUUGCUCAAGGACCUAUGGCUUCUAGAGUAGAGAGAAUUCCUAGAGCCUUUCCAGAGAAAGUCCUUCUAUUCGGGUUUAAGCUAUGGCUUCGAUUAAGAAAUGAUCUUCCCGACUAG
Sphenostylis stenocarpa is the source of this 798-nucleotide messenger RNA. Lineage: Eukaryota; Viridiplantae; Streptophyta; Magnoliopsida; Fabales; Fabaceae. The record is from the annotation of a GenBank genome assembly.